Messenger RNA from Closterium sp. NIES-67, 2245 nucleotides. The record is from the annotation of a GenBank genome assembly. NCBI's taxonomy places the organism in Eukaryota, Viridiplantae, Streptophyta, Zygnematophyceae, Desmidiales, Closteriaceae.
CGCCGUUGAUCUUUGCGAGGUGACAUCGCCGACAACAGCCGAAGAUAUCGCGAAGCUGUGCGAUGCCGUUCCUCCGGAUUUAGCGGACCUGAUUCGGAAGUACCCCGAGAUUUUCCUGGACGACCUGCCCGCUCGACUUCCGCCAAGCCGAUCAAAAGACCACCACAUCGAACUGGAACCAGCGCCCAACCGACGGUGCAGCGACAAUUUCGGCUCACCCAACCAGAAUUCGAAGAAUUGCAGCAGCAGCUGGAUUACCUCUUGACGAAAGGUUUUAUCCGGCCUAGCACAUCCCCAUACGCCGCCCCGAUACUUUUCAACCUGAAGAAGGAUGGAGGAUUCCGCAUGUGCAUCGACUACCGCGCACUCAAAAGGAUCACAAUCAAGUCGCGUUACCCGAUCCCGCGAGCUGACGACCUACUCGACCAACUUCGCGGAGCCGAUUACUUCUCAAAAAUCGACUUGCGAGGAGGUUACCACCAAAUUCGCGUCGCCGCCGAAGAUUGUCACAAAACUGCAUUUCGAACCCGCUACGGCAGCUACGAAUAUCUGGUGAUGCCCUUUGGCCUCACAAACGCGCCCUCAACCUUCCAGAUGACCAUGAACGGCGUUUUCAGGGAACUCCUAGAUAAAUGCGUUAUUAUCUACCUCGACGACAUACUAAUCUACAGCCGCAGCAGGGAGCAGCACUUACAGGAUCUUGAUGUAGUCUUCACGCUGCUGUACAAGAAUUGCCUCAUCACGAAAGGGUCUAAGUGCGACUUUCUUAAGCAGGAGUUGGAUUUUUUGGGCCACAUCCUUUCUACUGAAGGCGUAAAAAUCGACCCCAAGAAAAUCAAGACCAUACAGGAGUGGAAGCCGCCGGACCAACAUCAAAGAGCUACAGAGUUUCCUGGGAUUCGUCAACUAUGUCCACCGUUUAUCCCCAAUAUGGCUCGGUUAUCUGCCCCGCUAACCGAUCGACUAAAGGAUCACGAUUGUUAUUGUCAUCACCGACGCCAGCGACAUCGCCAUCGGUGCAGUUCUCCUACAAGAUUUCGGCGACGGAUUACAGCCGGUCGCCUACGAAUCACGGAAGCUGCAGGGCGCGGAAAAAAACUUACGGUACACGAAAAGGAAAUGCUGGCGAUCGUCCACGCGUUCAAGACCUGGCGAUGCUGCCUGACAGGUGCUGACGUAACCGUGCGGACCGACCACAAAUCCCUCGAGUACCUGCGAGCCCGACCGAAUCUCAACCCGCGACAGAUCCGAUGGCUCGAUUUCCUCGAGUCAAAUUUCCACUACACCAUCACCUACAAACGGGGCUCCAACAAUAUUGCCGAUGCCCUGACUCGACCUACUGCCCAUAUCGCCGCCAUACUCGUCGCCCAGACCAGCCCAUUACUUACCGGACUAUUUACCCACGGCUACAAGAUCGAUAAUUUCUUCCGCUCUGCUAUCCAUCAACAGCAUACCAUAGCCACCGGACCUUAUUUAAAUAAGUACGAUACUUCUCGCAUCUGGGUGCCCGGCUACGACUUACUUCGUACCCUGCUAAUCCAGGAAUCCCACGACAACCGUACCUCCGGUCAUUUCGGCGUCGACAAAACCAUAAAAACGCUGCAGCGGAAUUAUUACUGGCCGAACAUGGCCGAUGACGUGCGCAAGUACGUGUCCUCCUGCACGGCCUGCCAGAUAAUGAAAUCGUCGCAUCAGCGAGCAGCCGGACUACUACAGCCGCUGGAUCCGCCCGAGCGACCCUGGCAACACGUCACGAUAAACUACGUGACACGACUGCUAGUCGGUCCCAGCGGAAACGACGCCAUCCUCGUGGUCGUUGACCGACUCACGAAAAUGGCGCACUUCAUCGCCUGCCAACAGACCAUCACAGCUGAACAAACUGCGCAGCUGUUCAUCGCGAACGGCAUCCGAUUGCACAAACUGCCCUCCGCCAUCAUUUCAGACCGAGACCCGAAAUUCACAUUGAAUUUCUGGCGCCACCUGUGGGACCAAUUCGGCACCAAACUCCAGUUUUCCUCCGCCUACCACCCACAGACCGACGACAGACCGAACGAGUCAACCAAACCAUGGAGAAACUCAUUUGAACUACCUGUACUGAUCCACAGACAUGGGAGAAAUCCCUUCCGCUGCUGGAAUUCGCGUAUAAUAACGCGCCCUCUGCCACAACCCAUCAGUCCCCAUUUUUCCUCAACUACGGACAGGACCCAGUGGAGGUGGGGGUAGUGUAAGGAAUUUCCAUUCCUUA